Arachis stenosperma is the source of this 486-nucleotide messenger RNA. RefSeq names its product cyclin-dependent kinase F-4-like. Gene Ontology annotation, cellular component: cytoplasm; nucleus. NCBI's taxonomy places the organism in Eukaryota, Viridiplantae, Streptophyta, Magnoliopsida, Fabales, Fabaceae. The record is from RefSeq and is a predicted model, not a curated record. Gene Ontology annotation, biological process: intracellular signal transduction; protein phosphorylation. Bases 1 to 486 code for a protein of 161 amino acids. Gene Ontology annotation, molecular function: protein serine/threonine kinase activity; ATP binding. The transcript is spliced from 6 exons.
AUGAACCACCCAAAUAUUGUGAAGCUAAAGGAAGUUAUUCGAGAAAUUAACAUUCUGUACUUUGUUUUUGAGUACAUGGAAUGCAACCUGUACCAACUUAUGAAAGACAGGGAGAAGAUCUUUUCUGAGGGUGAAGUUAUGAAUUGGUGUUUUCAAGUUUUCCAAGGUCUUGCUUAUAUGCACCAGUGGGGAUACUUCCACCGUGAUCUGAAGCCUGAGAACUUGCUGGUUACCAAGGAUAUCAUAAAAAUUGCUGAUUUUGGCCUAACACGUGAGAUCAGUUCACAACCACCCUACACUGAGUAUGUCUCCACACGGUGGUAUCGUGCUCCUGAAGUGCUACUUCAAUCUUAUCUGUAUAGCUCCAAAGUUGACAUGUGUGCAAUGGAUGCUAUAAUGGCUGAACUGUUCUCUCUUCGUCCUCUUUUUCUUGGUGCCAGUCCUGGUUUUUGUGAAUCUACUUCAAGUUUCAAAUGGCACUUUUAA